Messenger RNA from Clonostachys solani, 1887 nucleotides. The record is from the annotation of a GenBank genome assembly. NCBI's taxonomy places the organism in Eukaryota, Fungi, Ascomycota, Sordariomycetes, Hypocreales, Bionectriaceae.
AUGACUCCAAACAGCAGCCACAAGGAAGGUCAGACUGAACCGUCUACGGGCUCUGCGAAUGGAUUGCAGCCGCAGGGCAGUACGAGCAACGCGGGUGUGGUCUGUGAGAAGGGAUUGGAUACCGAGUUCUUGAUUAUUGGUUGCGGCCCAGCAGGAGCUUCACUUGCAUGCUUCCUAGCAUCACAUGGCUUAAAGGGCAUCAUGGUCGGGGCAGCGCCUGGCACAGCAAACACCCCGCGGGCGCACAUCAUGAACAUGGCGGCACUCGAGUGUUUGCGUGAUAUUGGUCUUGAAAAGGAUAUCGAAGCUGUCUGUUCCAAGGGGCAUGCCAUGACUCAUACACGGUGGUGUCACAGUAUGGCUGGCGAGGAGUUUGCAAGAAUCCAUUCGUGGGGCAAUGAUCCCCGCCGUAAGGGAGACUAUGAGCUGGCAAGUCCGUGUCAACCUGCCGAUCUCCCCCAAACUCUGCUUGAGCCAAUUCUCAUUCGCCAGGCCACGACUCAAGGCUUCAAAGUUCGCUUCAAUACUAAAAUCCUGUCAUUUUCAAAGGAUGAGAGAACAGAUGUGAUCACGGCGGUCUUGCGUGAUGAACUUUCGAAUCACCAAUACGAGAUCCGGACCAAAUAUCUCUUUGGUGCCGAUGGCGCGCAAAGCCAGGUCGUGAAGCAGCUUGACCUGCCUUUGGAUCGGAAGCCAGGACAGGGCCUAGCCUUCAACGUCCUUGUCAAGGCAGACUUGUCUCAUCUCGUUGGCCAUCGAAGGGGUAAUCUGCACUGGGUCAUGCAACCAGACCGAGAACACCCGGAUUUCGGUUGGAUGGGAAUCGUACGGAUGGUGAAGCCCUGGAAUGAAUGGAUAUUUAUCCUAUUUCCGAAUAGGGAUGCUGAUUUAACCAUGCAACCUACUCCCGACGAGUUUUUAGGACGCGUCAAACAAUUUAUCGGGGACGAUACGCCAGUGGAAAUACUCAACAUCUCCAGGUGGUAUAUUAAUGAGACUGUUGCAGAGAACUAUUCUGUGGGCAACGUUUUUUGUCUCGGAGACGCCGUGCAUCGCCACCCGCCGAUGAACGGUCUCGGAAGUAACACUUGCAUUCAGGACGCCUUCAACUUAGCAUGGAAGAUCGCCUUGGUCCAUCGGGGCUUGGCGUCACCAGCGUUACUUUCGACGUAUAGCUUAGAGCGACAACCGGUCGGCAAGUCCAUCAUCACACGGGCCAACCAAGCUUUUCGUGACCAUUUCGAGGUGUGGAGUGCAAUGGGCACGCUGCCCAAGGAUGUAGAGAAGAGAAAGCGCAUCUUUGCGCAGCUUUCAGAGCCCACUCUCGAAGGGAAAAGGAGACGGGAAGACUUCGAGAGGGCAAUCCAUGGGACAGCCAAGGAGUUUCAUGGCCUUGGUGUGGAGAUGGGUCAGCUUUACACUGGGCCCGGGAUAUACGAUGCAGAUGAGCCUGUACCUUUCCAGCUGACCGGCGAAGCUGCAGCAAACCCUGUGCUCUACUACCAACCAAGCACAUAUCCCGGCUCUCGGCUACCACAUGUCUGGCUUGACAAGGCUGUGCCAACAGAACCAACCUCAACCAUUGACAUUGCCGGUCACGGUCGUUUUGUUCUUUUCACGGGAAUUGGCGGGCAGGCAUGGAGAGGAGCGGCGACGAAAGCAGCGGCCAACUAUGGGAUUCCACUCGAGUUGCACUCCAUCGGCUUCCGGCAGGACUGGGAAGACCCGUAUUUUGAGUGGUCACGGCUUCGCGGCGUCGAAGAGUCAGGUGCUGUGCUUGUGCGACCAGAUCGUUUUGUCGCAUGGAGGGCAAAGGAGGUUCUUGCAAGUGAGGAAGAAUGCGCUACCAAGCUUGGAGAGGUGAUUAAGGCUAUUCUAGGGAAAUGA